Messenger RNA from Aspergillus wentii DTO 134E9, 1647 nucleotides. Its product is annotated as haloacid dehalogenase, type II. The coding region runs from base 1 to 1647 and encodes 548 amino acids. The transcript has 3 exons. Gene Ontology annotation, molecular function: hydrolase activity, acting on halide bonds, in C-halide compounds; glutathione transferase activity. Gene Ontology annotation, cellular component: cytoplasm. NCBI's taxonomy places the organism in Eukaryota, Fungi, Ascomycota, Eurotiomycetes, Eurotiales, Aspergillaceae. The record is from RefSeq and is a predicted model, not a curated record.
AUGUCAAUCAAUCAGCCACCACAAGUACUCUUCUUCGACGUAUUCGGCACAGUCGUGGAAUGGCGGUCCUGUGUCACCAAGGCUCUGCAAGAUGCAGCUGAACGAGUCGCCCGCGAGCCCGGCAGAACCGUCACCCCAGACGUGCGAAACAUCGUAUCUUCAAUGACCACCGACGACUGGCAGAAUAUUGUCGAAGAAUGGCGCAAGUCAUACAGCCAAUUCACCAAGUCUUUCGAUCCCUCCAAAGGCUUCACCUCCGUCGACCAGCACCACUAUGAGUCCCUACUGGAGCUACUCAAACAACGCAAUCUCGAAUCUCUCUUCACAGACGAGGAGAGAUGGGAUCUAGCUCUCUCCUGGCACAAACUUGAGCCAUGGCCCGACAGCGUCCGAGGACUUGAGCGGCUCAACCGCAAAUUCCGAACAUGCACGCUGUCGAACGGCAACAUUGCCCUGCUGGAAGACCUUCGGCGGAAUGGGUCGUUGCCGUUUACCGAUAUCGCCAGUGCAGAGCACUUUGGUGCCUACAAGCCCUCACCCAAGGUGUACAAUGGCGCGGCUAGAAAGUUUGGUGUGAAACCGUCGCAGUGUGCGAUGGUGGCGUCGCAUUUGGGGGAUCUCAAAGCGGCAAAGAGUCAAGGGUUUCAGACGAUUUAUGUAGAGCGGCAGCGGGAGGAGGCAGUCCUGUAUGAGCCGGAAGAGGAGGCGCAAAGGGAGGGAUAUGUGGAUAUGUGGAUCGAUCUAGAAUUUGACCCUCAAACUGACAAAUACGCCGAUUCAGACGGCCAUUUCCGGCGAAAAGAAUCCAUCUUUCGCUCCUUCAUCUCCCACGAUCCCACUGCGGACUUGUCAGCAGAAAGAGGCCGCUACAUUCUCUAUCUAGGACUUAGCUGUCCCUGGGCUCAUCGAACCAACUUGGUCCGCUCCCUCAAGGGUCUAGAAGACAUCAUCGAACUGGUCAUCGUAGACCGAAAACAGGGCCCGGAUGGAUUGACUUGGGGGUUUGAGGAGAAAGAGCCCUUGUAUGGAUUCACCCUGCUGCGAGAGUUUUAUUUCAAAGCAGACCCGCAGUAUGAAGGAAGUAUCACGGUCCCAACGCUUUGGGAUAAGAAGAAGGAAACGGUUGUGAGCAAUGAGAGCAGUGAUAUCAUCCGCAUGUUCUAUACAGAAUUUGACCAUCUCCUUCCCGAGGAGCUGCGCGAGGUUAAUCGACCCGGGGGAGGAUUCUAUCCGGUGCAACUGAGAGAGGAUAUUGACGUGCUGAACGCGUGGGUAUACGACAAGAUCAACAACGGAGUGUAUAAGACGGGGUUUGCCACGACGCAGGAGGCAUACGAUGCGAAUGUAUAUCCGCUAUUCGAGGCGCUGGAUCGAGUGGAAGAUCAUCUGGGCCAGGCAGGACACCAGCCGUAUCUCUUUGGUGAUAAUAUCACCGAGGCCGAUAUCAGACUGUACACGACCAUUGCCCGGUUUGACGUGGCCUAUUAUUCCAUCUUCCGGUGUAACCUGAAGAUGAUUCGGUAUGAUUACCCACGGAUUCAUCUUUGGUAUCGCAGGUUGUAUUGGGAUGAAUCGGAGAGAACCAGGGGAGCUUUCAAACAGACGACAUUUUUUGAUAUCGUGAGUGACGCAUCGUGCGUGGUUUGA